UAUGGGUUUGUGAAGCUCGUGCGGCGUUUCUUGCUGUGUUUUACUUGUUUGUUAGCUACAAAACCAGCCUGGCUAAUACCUGUACGGUUACUAUGUUAGCUCGUUAGCAUUCAGCCCCAAGCAAAAAUUGUUUGCAGACCGUCGGAUGGUGACCAGUGUUAACACGCAGCUCCUGAAUCUUCCACAUGUUCCAAUAUCCGUAUUUUACAGCGACCAAAAACCCGAAAUGAACUAGUUUAUUAACUGUCUAACUAGUCUCUGUUGUUGUUAGCAUAAUAUACUGACUUUCAUUGUUCUGCUCGCGCGCUAGUCACCCAAAAGUAAGACAUUCAAAUGGCGGAAACAGGAGAAAGUAAGAAAGAGGAAGCAGAUUACAAGAGACUACACAGCUUUCCUCUCAUCAGGCACACAGACAUGCCAGAGGAGAUGAGAGUUGAAACCAUGGAGCUGUGUGUCACAGCCUGUGAAAAGUUUGCUACUAAUAAUGAGAGUGCAGCUAAGAUGAUAAAGGAGUCAAUGGAUAAGAAGUUUGGAAGUUCCUGGCACGUCGUAAUCGGCGAAGGUUUUGGAUUUGAAGUGACUCAUGAAGUUAAGAAUCUGCUGUACAUGUUUUUUGGCGGCAGUCUGGCGGUGUGUGUUUGGAAAUGCUCCUAGUGCUGAUAUUUUUCAGCUUAUUUCUAAUCCAUCCACACACUACCUACUUUUAUAAAUAUAUACAUAACUGCAUUUAAAGUACUGUUUGAGCUAUGCAGAUUUUUUUCUACUUGAACUUUGUGUGCAUGUGUGUUUAUGUAAUAAUGUUUGUAUGUCUGAAAGAAAACCUGACAGUAUAGACCAUUUAUAGUUCACCUUCUCUACAACUGUAUUUUUUAAUUAUUAUUAUUUUUUGCUAUUUUACUUUGAAUGGAGUGGAUCAUAAUGGAGUUCGAGUAGAACUUCUUCUCAGCCUCCACCUCCAGUCUGGACUAAUAACUUCUACUAAUUGUCUCAGUGAUUUAUAUGGACGGCUAAGUUUGCCAGGAGGAUGAAAAAUGAAUGACACACUGGCAGUGAGAUUUCUUUUAAUGUCUUGUGGACAGAUUUCUAGAACGUUCUCUUGGUCCAUGUACCACUGCGUAGCACUGCUGUAGUAUUUGAACCCAGUGUAAUUUUUUUAAAGUUCAGUUUGUAAUGUGUAAUCAUUUCUCGACCUGUAAUAAUCGCAUCAUUUCAAAGAUACCUUAGAAAACUGUGAUUUGCGGUAUUGGCAUGGAGUGGAUCGGCUGGUCUCUUUUAUCUCAGGCUUCUGUUUACACUUCUCUGGCCCGGAAAUGUACUCCACCCCCCAGCCAGAUCAGAGCUGCUCAGGUCUGCCCCCAUUUCAUGCCUUAGGAGGCAGCAGAGGGCUCUAAAAAUUACAACCUGCUCCUUUAAGAACACGUGUGGUGAUGUGUGUGAGAGAUGUUGUCUUCAUGUACCUUCACAUCAGACACCUUUCUAAAAUUACAAAUCGAUCAUAUUUAGUAAUACCUCUUACUUUUCCCAAUCGUUUAACCCUUCCAUGCAAGCCGUUUCAAAGAGCUUCCUCUGUAUUAUAUUGACAGUUUUUUUUUUUCACCUUUGUCUCACUGUUUUCUUUACUAAACCAGCGUUUCUAUGAAGUGUGUCCUGUUGGUUUACUUGAAUACAAGUGUAAAUCUUUUUAAAUAAACGAAACUGUCAAUAGA
Silurus meridionalis is the source of this 1706-nucleotide messenger RNA. RefSeq names its product dynein, axonemal, light chain 4a (gene dnal4a). Gene Ontology annotation, biological process: microtubule-based process. Gene Ontology annotation, cellular component: dynein complex. The transcript has 4 exons. NCBI's taxonomy places the organism in Eukaryota, Metazoa, Chordata, Actinopteri, Siluriformes, Siluridae. Gene Ontology annotation, molecular function: dynein light intermediate chain binding; dynein intermediate chain binding. The coding region runs from base 334 to 654 and encodes 106 amino acids. The record is from RefSeq and is a predicted model, not a curated record.